AUGAAGCAAAAUAUUGGAGGCGGAGAAUUUUCUCAGUUCCCCAAUUUGUCACGGACAAGCUGCCACGAAGACGACGUUUCAACUUACGUUCAACAUUUAAAUGCCCUCUAUUCAGAUUUUGAAUCUAGGUUUGAGGAUAUUUUGACUAUGGUAAUACCACCGUGGAUAAUUAAUCCAUAUGGUGACAUAGAAGAAACGAAUGUCAUAAUACAAGAGGAACUGACUGAACUAAGUACAAACGAAGAACUUAAGGUUCAGUUUAAAAACGGAUAUCAGCAAUUCUGGCUGCAAAACAACAUACCGUUACUUAUCCCGUAUUAUGGAAUAUAG
Molecule: messenger RNA, 330 nt
Organism: Acanthoscelides obtectus
Lineage: Eukaryota; Metazoa; Arthropoda; Insecta; Coleoptera; Chrysomelidae
Source: the annotation of a GenBank genome assembly